AUGCUACAUCUCCGUGGAGGCGGGGGACGGCGGGGGGAGGCGGGGGGGACGGCGGGGGGACGGUGGGGGGAGGCAGGGGGAGGCGGGGGGGACGGCGGGGGGAGGCGGGGGGACGGCGGGGGGACGGUGGGGGGAGGCAGGGGGAGGCGGGGGGACGGCGGGGGGAGGCGGGGGGACGGCGGGGGGACGGGGGACGGUGGGGGAGGCAGGGGGAGGCGGGGGGACGGCGGGGGGAGGCGGGGGGAGGCAGAGGAGCACAGAUCCAAACGUUUCACAUUAGCUCUGGUCAAGUUCCACCUGCUGAACUCGGUGCAGUGCUCGGAGGCCAUCAUGACUGGGACGUCCUACGAGACCAUGGAGGGCAGCAGCAUCGACAUCGGCUGCGACGGAGAGAGUCUGACGGUGAACGGCGUCAAGAUGGUUCUGAAGAAGGACAUCGUCACCAGCAACGGAGUCGUGCACCUCAUCGACCAAGUGCUGAUGCCCGACUCAGCCAAACAGGUGCUGGAGCUGGUGGGCUCGUCCCAGUCCACGUUCGGGGACAUGGUGUCGGAGCUGGGUCUGUCUGCAGCCAUGAGACCAGAGGCCGAGUACACACUGCUGGCCCUCACCAACUCCGCCUUCACGGAUGAGGUGAUGUCCAUCGACCAGAGCGAGCUGAGGCUGAUCCUGGAGAACCACAUCCUGAAGAACAAGAUCACUCUGGGACAGCUCUACAACGGCCAGCGCCUGGAGACCCUGGGCGGGAAGUUCCUCCGGGUCUUCAUCUACCGCACCGCCGUGUGCAUCGAGAACUCCUGUCUGUUCCGCGGCAGCCGAGAGGGAAGCAACGGCGCUCUGCAUCUGAUGAGAACCUUCCUGAAGCCAGCGGAAAGAUCCAUGUUCCAGAUCCUGAGAGAACACGGAGGGUUCAAGAUCUUCCUGUCUCUGAUGGAGGCGGCCGGUCUGACGGAUCUGCUCCAGCAGGAGGGAGACUUCACACUGUUCGCCCCCAGCGACAAGGCCUUCUCCGGCUUGAGCAGCAGCGACUUGGCUCUGCUCAAAAAGGACUUAAACGCUCUCAGAACUAUCCUCCUGUAUCACUUCAACAACGGAGUGUUCAUCGGGGGAGGGCUGGAGAUGGGAGUGACCAACCUGCUCAAGUCCCUACAAGGCAGCAACCUCCGCGUCAUGGCGACCAACAGCAGUAUGAUGGUCAACACGGUGCCGGUGGCAGGAGCCGACAUCAUGGCCACGAAUGGCGUGCUUCACCUGGUGGACAAUGUGCUGUAUCCUGCAGACAUGCCCGUCGGGAGCCAGGAGCUGAUUUCUCUGCUGAGACGCUUCAUCACAUACAUGCAGUUCAAGUUCAUCUCAGGAUUCCGGUACCAGGAAAUUCCUCUCACAUUUCUGAAGAGGAUCAUCACUCGCGUUGAAACAGUUCCCGAAGUGACGAAGGUGACGCGGGUGAUUGAAGGCCAGCCCUCUCUCACCAAAGUCACCCGGGUCAUCGAGGGCGAACCCAGCAUCACCAAGGUAACCAGGGUCAUCGAGGGCGAACCCAGCAUCACCAAGGUAACCAGGGUCAUCGAGGGCGAACCCAGCAUCACCAAAGUCACGCGGGUCAUCGAAGGAGAGCCCACCCUCACCAAAGUCACCAGAGUAGUCUCAGGUGGUCCUCAGUUCUCCUACAGCGCCGGAACCACCAAUGUUGAGCUGGAAGACCUCUCCACUCUUGAGGGGACAAUGGACGCUGACCGACUCGCCAAAAGUGUCCAAGCUGGUGGUUCAAGGAGAACUCCUGCGAGAAAAGGAAAGGACUGUUUGGACUUCACAGAGACCUACAGACUCUCACAGAGACCUACAGACUCUCACAGAGACCUACAGACUCUCACAGACCUACAGACUCUCACAGAGACCUACAGACUCUCACAGACCUACAGACUCUCACAGACCUACAGACUCUCACAGAGACCUACAGACUCUCACAGAGACCUACAGACUCUCACAGACCUACAGACUCUCACAGAGACCUACAGACUCUCACAGACCUACAGACUCUCACAGACCUACAGACUCUCACAGACCUACAGACUCUCACAGAGACCUACAGACUCUCACAGAGACCUACAGACUCUCACAGAGACAGUCCUGUCCGGACAGAAACCUUUCAUUAGAUCAUCAGGUAUAUUGUAG
Molecule: messenger RNA, 2175 nt
Organism: Knipowitschia caucasica
Lineage: Eukaryota; Metazoa; Chordata; Actinopteri; Gobiiformes; Gobiidae
Source: the annotation of a GenBank genome assembly